Moneuplotes crassus is the source of this 519-nucleotide messenger RNA. NCBI's taxonomy places the organism in Eukaryota, Ciliophora, Spirotrichea, Euplotida, Euplotidae. The record is from the annotation of a GenBank genome assembly.
AUGUUAAAGCGUAAUAGUUUCGAUAGCCAAGAAAAUUUAUCUGAAGAAUUUCUUGCAGAGAAUGCUUCUGCAAAGCAAGUGAAGGUAUCUACCAGACUAGAUGGUAAUAUGAAGAACUCCUCUUUUCAUAAAUCUAAGUAUUGCAAACCUUCUCAAAAUGAGUUGACUAGAUUAAUAGACAGACCUGCAAAGGCGAAAUGUUGGUCUUUGUCAAUACCUGAAGAUGAAUACUCUGAGUUCUUAAAACGUGAAAAAUCUCUUCUGAAAAAUACAUCUGGAAGUAUGAUAAAAAAUGAGCUCAAUAGCUUAGAUAGAGGGUCUCCUAUUAAACAAGAAAUCAGUUUCUUAUUAAGAAGAUGAGUAGAAGCCAGACAGAAAAAGAUGUUAUUGUCCAAAGAAAAAUUAAGUCCCAAAAAUAUUUCAAAGGAAAGUCUACAAGAAGAGUUCAAAGAUGUCAACCACCUGCGGCUUUUUACAUUUGGAGAAGGGAGCUAAAAGGCCUCUAACUGAAUUUUUAAU